This is a messenger RNA of Chenopodium quinoa (quinoa), 933 nucleotides long. RefSeq lists its product as uncharacterized. The record is from RefSeq and is a predicted model, not a curated record. NCBI's taxonomy places the organism in Eukaryota, Viridiplantae, Streptophyta, Magnoliopsida, Caryophyllales, Amaranthaceae. The transcript is spliced from 3 exons. The coding region runs from base 153 to 668 and encodes 171 amino acids.
AAAAAAAAAUAAUAAUAAUAAAAAAAAAAAAAAACUUCACCUCAUCUUGCCUAUAAAUAGCCAAUUAAAGUUCUCCUACUCCACACUUCCCAACAAUACAACGUAACUCGAGAAUAAUUGUUUUCAGGCUAAAUUAAGAGAAGGAAGAAAUCAUGGCUGAUACAAACGUCACACUAGAAGAAGCUGUGCCUGUGGAGGAUGUGGAAAUUGAUAUGGAAGCUAAGGCCAAGGAAUAUGAUACACAAACUCGUGUUGCCGGUAAUGAAUAUCGAAUGACAACUGACGUCAAAAACUUUAGCAAACGUCUUGUGCAUGUGGUGGAGACUCAUUUUUGGCACGGGCGUACACUUACUAACUUCCCUAACCUCGCGGUUAAUACUGGUGCUGCAAUGCGCCAGGCCGGGACUCUUCCCGAAGGCGUCAAGUGGGGAAUCACCUAUGCUGACGGCGAUCAGGCCAGUAAUCGUAAAUUCAUUGUUGCUGUUCAUGGCCCAACGGGCAAGAUCUAUGUUGAAAGUGGGCCAAUAGGUCCAGUCGAUUGGAAUGUAAUUGAAGUCAAACUGGACCGACAUUCCGGAAACAAAGCCGAUAUCACUGACCCAAUUUUUGGAGCCAGGAUUGUGGCAGAGAUUUCCGGUACCUAUGCAGUUGCAAAGUUCUAUAAUUAGCUAGCUAGGCUCACAAGUCACAACUCUUGAGCAAGCUUGCUAAAAUUUCGCUUUACUUGUUUGUAAUGUUGUGUUAUGUAUCUCGUAUUCUCGUGUAUGUGUUAUAUGCUAUGUAUGCUGUGUCUACGUGACACAUGAAUAAAUGGUGAAGCUCCCCUGUAGAAUGUACGCAUGAUCUUGAGUUUGUAACCAACUGAAAAGGAGGGUGAUGCUCCCUAGCUUUCUAUGUUUGCAAUAAAAAUCCAAGUAUAUAUAUUAAUGGUUA